GAUGGUGCAUGUGUCGUGUGGUGUCUGCUUGAGCCAAGUUACUUAUCAACAUAACCUCAACUAAUAAAAGUUCAUCAUUGGCUUUGUGCAUUUUAUUACAAUUGUUUAUGAAAUAUUUUUAAAAUGGGAGUUACUGAGUUUCAAGGUGUUAUAAUGGCCGGUGGAAAAGGUUCAAGGAUGACUGAAUUGACAGCUAAAAGACCAAAAUGUCUUCUUCCAAUCGGAAAUUUUCCUAUGGUCUGGUAUCCCAUACGCUUGUUUGAAAGAUCUGGGUUUGAAGAAGUAAUCAUUGUUGUCCUGGAGUCAAUUAAGAAUGAAGUUCAAACAGCAUUAGAACGUACUGGUUUGAAAAUUCGCCUAGAGAUUGUUGGAAUUCCUACUGGAGAAGACUGGGGUACUGCAGAUACACUACGGCAUUUGGAAGAUAUUAAUAGAAUUAAGUCCGAUGUGAUUGUGGUUAGUUGUGAUCUAAUCACAGACGUUGAUCUGUCGGCUGUACUUAACUUGUUUCGUCAGCAUGAUGCAUCCUUGACCAGCUUAUUUUUCCAGCCAACGUUAGCAAAGUACCCUCUACCCACACCUGGGCCUAAGUCCAAGGACAAACCUGGUAAGGAGUAG
Messenger RNA from Homalodisca vitripennis (glassy-winged sharpshooter), 618 nucleotides. Its product is annotated as translation initiation factor eIF-2B subunit gamma-like. Bases 124 to 618 code for a protein of 164 amino acids. The record is from RefSeq and is a predicted model, not a curated record. Lineage: Eukaryota; Metazoa; Arthropoda; Insecta; Hemiptera; Cicadellidae. Gene Ontology annotation, biological process: biosynthetic process; cytoplasmic translational initiation. Gene Ontology annotation, cellular component: guanyl-nucleotide exchange factor complex; eukaryotic translation initiation factor 2B complex. Gene Ontology annotation, molecular function: guanyl-nucleotide exchange factor activity; translation initiation factor activity. The transcript is spliced from 3 exons.